GUCUCCUUCGCAUGUUUUUUUCACUGCUCUGUUUUGUAAGAAAUCAUUUCUCGACAAAGAUCCGAUGCUCCCCGCGUGAAUUCUCUUCCUCCCUUCGCGCGUUUCUUCGAUCAGGAAUUUGUUCAUGGGUGCCCCUAAGCAGAAAUGGACAGCAGAAGAAGAAGCUGCCCUUAAGGCAGGAGUUGUUAAGCAUGGAACUGGAAAAUGGCGCAAUAUACUUUCAGAUCCUGAGUUUAGUUCCAUCUUGCGGUCACGCUCAAAUGUGGAUCUUAAAGAUAAAUGGAGAAAUAUAAAUGCAACAGCCAUAUGGGGCUCAAGGCAGAAGGCCAAGCUUGCUCUUAAAAGAAAUCAGUUGGCCACUAAACAUUAUGAUAACCCUAUGGCUCUAACCACUGUACCUCCAAGAGAAGAAGUUGUUGAUGUUAAGCCCCUUGCAGUUUCUAGUGGAACACCAAGAGUAACUGGUCCCAAAAAACUGAUUUCAAGGUUGGACAAUAUUUUAUUGGAGGCUAUUACCAGUUUGAAAGAGCCAGGUGGUUCUGACAGAGCUUCCAUUGCUGUAUGCAUAGAGGAGAAAUAUGCUACUCCACCUAAUCUCAAGAAGCUAUUGGCAACAAAAUUAAAGCUGUUGGUAGCAAAUGGGACAUUGAUAAAGGUGAAUCACAAGUACAGGAUUGCACCACGUUCAACUAUUUCUGAAGCAAGAAGAUCUCCUCUGCUUCCUCUGGAAGGAAGGCAGAAAGAUUCUUCUAAAGCAGAGAAGAAGAGCAUCAACUUUCUUACUAAAACCCAAGUUGAUGCAGAGUUGUCAAAAAUGAGGAGCAUGACUGCAGAAGAGGCUGCUGCAGCUGCUGCACAAGCAGUUGCAGAGGCAGAAGUUGCAAUUGCAGAGGCUGAAAAGGCAGCAAGAGAAGCAGAGGCAGCAGAAGCUGAAGCAGAAGCAGCAAAAAUAUUUGCAAAAGCAGCAGAGAAAGCUCUGAAGUCUAGGAUGCAAGAUACCUGAUGGCAUAAAUGGAUAGAUACCUUCCAUUUGGUCUUAGUUCGUUGCUGGAACCAUGCAUCAGACUAGACAUCAUGUUGGCCUGGUACAUCAACUGUGAUAAUAACUACAACUGUAAAUAUAAUGGGCUUGUAAAGAAGAAAAUGUGAGAUUAAUCCAUGAAGUUCUGCUUUUUGAACAAACAUUUGGUGAGGAGCUUAGAGGUUUUUGUGAUUAUAUAGCUUUAGCAUGAAGUAAAGGAUAGAGAUAUAGCAAAAGAAAUAGAGAUAGGCAUUUAUGAGGCACGUUUGAGAUAUGAUCUGUCUUUUGUGAGAGUCAAUGUAAAAUUAAACUGCAAUUUUGCAAGUGGGUGUUCAAGCUGUGUAGUUUUAUUGUUGGCUAACGGUCACUUCAAUAAAGGAACUUAUCUCUCUUUCUUCUUUCACGGAUGGGGGUUGGGGGUUUCAAUCCAGUCAUAUUUUGGUUUGAAUUGCAACUACACCAUCUGUUAGUUAAAAAAUAAAAAUGAUUAACUUACCCAAAAACUGCUUGAUUAUAUAUCUUUCUGUGAAGUUUGUAGGUCCAUACUUUUAAUCGGAUUGGAGCAGAAGUAGCUCCAGUUACCUUCAUUUUAAUCGAUUGCCUGGAUGCACAUUCCCGUGGUAUGCAAAAUACUAUAUUACCAUGAAGCCCUUUGGCCUUUGGUCCUGGUCUGCUAUGCGGAAACAAAGAUUACUUUCAAUCCAUAAACUGGCAAGGAAAAAAAAAUAUGACGGAUCAUUCCAAUAUCUUUCAAUAAUGAUCCAUCUCGUUGCCCAUCUAACAUAGUAUGCUUAAACAGCAAGCAUAACAUUGACUCCCUUAAAGGUAGCUGACGAUGGGCACGGAUUUUUACAGAUACAUGUACAAUGGGCUUGAUAAAGCAUAAAAUUGACUCCUUUCAAGGGCUAAAAACCAGAUCUCAAACUGAAGCAAGUCAUCCCUCCAUACUUAGUGACCAACUAACAAUUCCCUUUCCUCAUUUGAAGGAAUACUUCAAUAUAUAACCAAGACUCUUGAAACUGAGAAAAUAGAUAAUCAGCAGAAGAAAGCUCCAAAACAUAAAGACUAUAGAGAUGCAACAAUUAAAUGUGGCAGCACAUCAUUCCAAUAACUCCGAGUUCCCAGGUAGGUGCACUAAGACUUUGUACAAGUUAAAAAACACGACAAUUUGCUAAAGCAGCAGCUGCAUUUCAGCCUUGGUAGCAAAUGUCAAAGAAAUUUGGAAUAAAACCAUAUCUUGGUGUAUAACUACAGUAGCCAGAUAGGCUAAAAUGCAGUACUGUACUAACCAUAAUCAAGAGGAGCCAUGAGCCAGAUACUAUCAAUAAAGUUGAUAACACGCUGCCACAACAAUCAAAGUAUCAAACUGAACUAAGGAUAAAGCCAUUGCCUCCACUUCCAUCUCAUUGAGCAUUCUCAGUCUUGGAAACUAGCAAAAGAAUAUUUUAUAAAGCAUGGCAGGAAGCUAAACUACAGGUCCUAACAUUAGCCCAAAUAAAAGCACUUCAAUCCUCUCCACAGUCUAAUCCAAUCUAUUCAACACAUCUAAGGCAUCCAACAUCUCCAAAGAUUUCCAUAACAGAGAAGAUAAGUAAACAUUUUCCAAAAAGAAACAAUCUUUUCAGCUUGGAAGAUUAAUCCAGCUUCACACAUAUCAGACUAUCUUCAUUUCAUCAAAGCUUUUCGCUUUCAAAUUCCAAUGGUAAUGCCGCCAAAAAAAAAAAAUCUUGAAAAGUUUUUACCUAUUUCACUAAAACAGCAAUUAUUCUAAAUCAUUCUACAAACAAAAAAA
Messenger RNA from Durio zibethinus, 2813 nucleotides. Its product is annotated as telomere repeat-binding factor 2-like. NCBI's taxonomy places the organism in Eukaryota, Viridiplantae, Streptophyta, Magnoliopsida, Malvales, Malvaceae. Gene Ontology annotation, cellular component: nucleosome. Gene Ontology annotation, biological process: nucleosome assembly. The record is from RefSeq and is a predicted model, not a curated record. Gene Ontology annotation, molecular function: double-stranded telomeric DNA binding.